Pelobates cultripes (western spadefoot toad) is the source of this 393-nucleotide messenger RNA. The record is from the annotation of a GenBank genome assembly. Lineage: Eukaryota; Metazoa; Chordata; Amphibia; Anura; Pelobatidae.
AUGUUCCCGGAGAACUCAAAGGCAGUGCCUGUCACCAAGCCACACACUCACCCAAGCGGAAUUAAACAGGUGCAGGCACGGACAUGUCGAGCACCGAACCGGCACGGACAUGUCGAGCAUCGAAAGCAACGAGACACCCACAAGCGGCAGGAAACUGAAGACCCACCGGGCGGCAACAGAAGCAUACCGACAGCCCCAGGGAACCGGCACGGAAACCGGCGGACGCACAACAGCCCGACCUCCCACCAACCUAACAGCGAGGGCUUACCCACAAGAGGCCAGAACCACCAGACUCACAGCCUGCCAUCGAAGACCUGCUCCCUACCCGCGCAAGGCAUAGUCUGACCGGCAAAACAGGAGAGAGGAUGGCCCUGACGGAACAACGGUUCCCAC